CCAUUAGGAUUAUGUGGUUUGAGCUCUGGUGCACCUCUUGUCUCUAGGUUUUACUCAACACCCACAAAUGUAUAGGACUUUUGCAAUAUGAAAAUAUCACAGAUUAUAAUCACAUGAUGCUGUUGAUCAAGCUGUAUGAAGGCAUGUUAUUUGAGCUAUUUCAGGGAAGUGAAACAUACUGUAUGUAGGAGGGUCAGUCUGUUCCAAGGCUAGAUUACAUUGAGUAGUCUGCACUUGGAUGAUAUUGGUUUCUACAGGACUGGAAAUGCCAAUUGGAGAACCAUGUCAAAUUCAUGGGUUUCGUUUUAACAGGCGGCAUUGAAGACAUGAGCACUCACUCUAAACAUCAUUUUGCCAGUGAAUAGGAGUCUCUGGCCUGUGGGUGUAGGUUGAGACUCAGCCUGCGUAAAGUGUAUUUUGUUUUAGGACCUAGUUUGACCUAAUCCUAUGUUAAAUCGUUUCAGCUGAUCAAGCGGGGAAACAGUUUGAUGUAAUCCUAAUUUGUCUGGUUUCAGUUUUCUAGCAAUAUUGUCGAGCGUUUUUGGAGUUGCCUUGCGCAAUUAAGAAGUGUAUCCUUAGCUCGUUUUUGGGGAUAUGAAAGGAACUUAUUUUUUAAAAUCACUGAUAUUGAAGUGAAAUUUGUGGUAACAAUUAUGUCUGACCAGUUGCUCUCUAAUGAGCGGUCUUUACCCCUCUUCAGGCGGCUGUGUUACGCAGCUGGUCACUUUUUGAACGACCUUUGCGCGUCGUUAUGGUUUACCUACCUAUUGGUCUACUACCAUUCCGUGCUUGGGUUCAAGAGCACAUAUGCAGGUGUAUUGCUGUUUAUAGGUCAAAUAGCGGAUGGUGUCUCCACGCCCCUUGUCGGUAUCGAGUCGGAUCGAACAGCUGGAUGUGGAGCAUAUGGCAAAAGAAAAACAUGGCAUUUAGUCGGCACUAUCAGUGUACUUAUCUCCUUUCCCUUCAUAUUUAACCCGUGUGUGGGAUGUGGUGACAACACUCCACAGUGGGUGUGGAUCACCUAUUUCACCCCCUUCAUCAUCAUCUUCCAGUUUGGCUGGGCCGCCACCCAGAUCUCCCACCUGUCACUCAUCCCAGAGCUGGUGUCCAGUGAGCAUGCCAAGGUGGAGCUCACUGCCUACAGGUAUGCGUUCACGGUGGUGGCCAAUAUUACAGUGUAUGCUGUGGCCUUGUUACUCUUUCACUUCCAGGCCCAGCAGACUGGAGAUCCCUCUGUCACUGACAGCUUGGGCAUUGUUGACAUCCCCAUAUUCAGGGAUCUGUCCCUCAUUGUGCUGGGGAUCGGGGCAGUGUUUUCUUUCGUCUUCCACCUGGGAACCCGAGAGAGGGUUCCUCACAGGGAAGAGCCAGGCUCGCAGAAUGAGGAGAGUCGACCCCUGAUCUCCCCAACUUCCCAUAACACUAUACCCCAAUCUCUCCUCCAAUGGAAUCAUUGGUUGAAGGAGCCUUCAUUUUACCAGGUUGCUUUUCUGUACAUGUGCACCAGGUUGAUAGUCAACUUGUCCCAGACUUACGUUUCCAUGUAUCUCAUCAACUCCUUAUUGCUACCAAAGAAUUUCAUUGCCACCAUUCCUUUAGUGAUGUAUGUCAGUGGGUUUGUGUGUUCUCUGGUCAUGAAGCCAAUCAGCAAGCUUGUAGGCAUUAGUAUGACUUAUUUGCUAGGCCUCGUGCUGAUCCUGGGGUUUUCCUCCUGGGUGUUGGUGGGCAUGAACAUAGGGAGGCUGAUCUAUGGAGCUGCUGUACUGCUGGGUGCAGGCUCUGCCACCAUCCUGGUCAUGUCGCUCUCCAUGACGGCCAAACUGAUUGGAGAACAGACGCAAAGUGGGGCCUUUGUGUACGGGGCAAUGAGCUUCACAGAUAAGGUGGCCAAUGGCAUUGGUGUCAUCAUAAUCCAGAGACUGCAUCCCUGCAAUUCACAAGACAGCUGUCCAGACAGUGUGUGGUUCUAUCGUGAUGUCAUGGUGAUUGUGACUGGGGGUGUGGCCUUAGCAGCAGCAAUUUCCCUAUGCACCCUCCUCAUCUGGCCUAUUAGGAUCCGCCAACGUUUACCCAGUACCUCUGUCCAGAUGGAGGCAGAAGACAGAGAAUGAAACUACACAGGAGUCAACUGAAGAACAGAUUCUUUACUGUUUACUUUUACUGAUUCAUCUGUGGGGAAAACAUUGUGCCUGUUCAUAGGACAAAGACCAGGAGACUUUCAGUAUACCCAUUGGAAAUACAACAGGAACUUUACAGCAAGACAUUAACACCCCCAUAUCUAUCUAUACCUUUUAAGUGAUUUAGAUUUACUGCAUUUAUGGGGGGGAAGAAAAUCAUUUUUAAAAUGUUUAUUUAACUAGGCAUGUCAGUGAAGAACAAAUUCUUAUUUACAAUGAUGGGUACCAAUAAAUGGGUACAAUAUUCUACUUUAUAAUAAUACUGCGUACUGUACGCCUACUUACAGACAUGUCAAUGUUUUACACUUAAAAGGGAAUCACUUUUUUCUUCCAUAGAAACACACCCUCUGUUAUUAUGUAUUGUCUCCAUUAUUUCCUUCAGAUUUUCAUUGUAUAGAUUUUGAAAUUGUCAGUAACGCAGAGUUGUCAACUGUUUUUGGAUGAUUCUUUUCAGAUUUAAAAUGUUAAUGUCUUGUGGCUUAAGAUUGUGAGUGCUUUUGGACACCAUUGCCUGAUACAUGGUGGGACAAAAUGACCACAAUGCCUAGUUUUUGAUGAAAAUGCAGAUGAGUUGUCUCUGAGGAAUAAACAUUUACAUCUCACUCACAUCUUCACUGAGAGAGAUGAGACAAUUCAUCAUCAGUACAGUUGCAUACUAUUUUCCACAGGUGGGCUCCCUGGGUAGCAAUCGCAAUUGACCACGUUGCAGGUUGGAUUUAUGUGGUUGUUAAGGUUGAAUUUAAUGUUGUGAGAUACACAUUGUAACCAUUUGGUGAGUACAGUCAGUUGAGUCCAAAGGUUAUGAAAUAUAAUCAAGAGAAGCAAAGAGAGAAGGUCCUUUCAUUAUUCUCUGUGAGAUGGGCUUGUUGCUCAGCCUACAGCCAUCUAACUGAUUCCCCAAAGCACUGUUUAGAGAUGCGGUCUUGGGUAAUUUGGAGGGCGGGCGUCAUCACUGCUUGUUAGUUGAACCACUAAUUGGAGUCUGUGCUGGCAAUUGGUGGGGGGUGGGAGCGGUGGUACACUGUGAGUGGUCCCCUCAGGGGCUAUAGAUUUGGAACAGUGUUGUACAGAAAGCACACCAUCAUCAGAGGCUUAUUCAGGACUGACACCCCUUGUUUUCAUAAGUCCAUAUGACAAAUAAAUGUUUUAGAUUACAUUUUCUUGCCCCAUUUAAAUGUAAUCAUACUGUACAUCAAGAUAGUCUACAUGCCAUUCUACACCACUAGUUGUUUCAUCAGUUGGUUUUUUUCAGUUAUAUCUUGGAAAAUGAACCACCUCCUACCAAGAAGGCACAUGUCACAUGGUCAUUUACUUGUCAACUGUAGCCCUACUUGUCAACUACAGCUAUCAUGCUUCCUUCAGGAGGAAUAUUUAAUCAGUGGAUAAAUCCCAUUAAAUCUGAGCUCUUUCUCAUUAAUGUGUCAGAUUGACCAUAAACCACCUCCUACACACCAUCUAAUUAGUGUUUAAAACACACAGAUACAUACCUCCAAUAGAGUUAGAGGGAGUCAGAGAACAAACAGAUUUUGUUCAGUGUUAACUGAUGAAUGUAAACAGCAGAAAUUCCCCCAGUGUGUUGCCAGAGAUAAAGCUAUAAGUGCUUGGUGAGCAAUUGUAUAAAUAAGGAGGCUUGAUUUUAGGACAGCAGUAUGUUUGAAAAUGAACUUGGCCAACCCAUCUAUUCUUGAUUUUAAAAAACUACUGGUGUCCAUUGUUCCAAUGUCAAUGCUAUGUCCCUUUUAUGCUUUGUGGCCCCUUGAAGCUAUCGAAUUCUCUCAAACAGAUGUAAUUAUAGCCAACGUCUCGGUUUCUGAAGAUAUUUCAUGGCUUAAAACAGCAACUUGACAUUUACAUUAGUUCUUGUGUCCCAACAUAACUGUGGCAAGUCACGACAGCUGCUUGAGUUGCACUCUUGGAUCUGUGACACACUGACCUAUUCCUGUGUGUUUGACCUGCUGCUUAGAGUUGAGUACCUUGAGUUGAAUUUGUUUUGCAUUAAAAGACAAAGCAUUGGACAAUG
This is a messenger RNA of Oncorhynchus keta (chum salmon), 4197 nucleotides long. Its product is annotated as major facilitator superfamily domain-containing protein 12-like. Gene Ontology annotation, biological process: carbohydrate transport. Gene Ontology annotation, cellular component: membrane. The coding region runs from base 654 to 2111 and encodes 485 amino acids. NCBI's taxonomy places the organism in Eukaryota, Metazoa, Chordata, Actinopteri, Salmoniformes, Salmonidae. The transcript has 10 exons. Gene Ontology annotation, molecular function: symporter activity. The record is from RefSeq and is a predicted model, not a curated record.